AUAGAAACACACACACACACACACACACACCCACACACACAGAUGGGAUUCCCGGUUAGCUAAUACAUGGACACAGGGAAGCGUCGGCUGCUCGGUGUUGUUUUCAUCGCUGUGAAUUAUUAACAUAACCGUCAGCCCUUAGAACAGACACCAGCGGGGCAGCGAUGCAUCUCCACCAGGUGCUGACGGGAGCCGUGAAUCCGGGAGACUGCUGUUAUUCUGUGGGGAGCGUUAAUGACGUCCCGUUCACGGCUUACGGGUCAGGGUGUGAUAUUGUGAUCUUGGCCAGUGAUUUCGAGUGUGUGCAGAUUAUCCCUGGAGCUCAGCAUGGGAACAUCCAGGUGGGGUGUGUGGAGUGUUCACACCAACUGGGACGGAUUGCUGCAUCAUAUGGAAACACGGUGUGCAUUUUCGAGCCGAUCUCCACCAACCUGAAUAAGAGACACAAGCAACUAAACUACCAGUGGCAGAAGACGGGACAGUUUUUACUCAAUGCCAUGACCUACAACCUGGCCUGGGAUCCACAAGGUAAUCGUAUCCUGGCAGCAACAGAGUGGCUGCAGCUUUGGGCUCCGCCCACUGCAGACACACUGCAAGAGGAAGACGAAGAAGAAAAGUCACACCCCGUCCUGAACGACUGGAAGUGUGUGUGGCAGUGCAAGACUGCUUCUGCUGUGCGUAUAAUUAAAUGGUCUCCUGAUGGGGAAUACUUUGCAACUGUGGGAAAGGACGACUGUCUGUUGAAGGUGUGGUACUCCACCAUGGGAUGGAGAUCUGUGAUGGUGGAUGUGUGUGAGAGGAAAUCCAGCUCACUUCAUUUCUCAUUCAUUUAUCUGGCUCAUCCCAGAACUGUCACAGGGUUCUCCUGGAGGAAGACCAGCAAAUACAUGGCCAAGGGCUCGGUGUGUAACGUGUUGCUGACUUCAUGUGUGGACGGAAUCUGUCGUCUGUGGAGUGAGACGCUGCUGCCUGAGGACAGUUUACUGGGAGGACAGAUUACAGAGAACAGCAGCUCUACAUCAACACUACAGAACAGCGGGCAGAAAGAUAAGAUACAACACGCCCUGGAGUCGAUCCACCACCUGAAGCAGCUCAGACGGGGUCGGAGGAGAUCAUCAGCUCUCGUCACACACACUGAGCUGUUACCCAGCCAGCUGAACUCACACGAAACUCACCGGCACAUCACACACCAUGGCAACGCAUUGUGUCACUUCCACAUCUCAGCCAGCAUUAACCCCAAUACAGAUAUCCCGGUGGCUCUGGCCGGGGCUGGUCUCUUCUCCUCAGGAGAUAGUAAUGAAGGUUUUGUGGUUCACUGGCUGAAUAAUAAGGAUCUGAGCUUCACCUCCUCUAUGGACAUGUUCAUGCAGCAGUUGAGGAAGUUCUCAGAGCAGAACUUCGAACACACCACUGACAACCUCAGACAGGAUGGAACUGCAAAGUUUGACUUCGAUUUGGAUGAGAUGUCAGACAAGGCAUCAGAGCAUGAUGACGGAGAUCAGGACGGCAGCACGAAGGCGUCGUCCCCCGGCUCCAGCAGCAGUCUCCCUCCUCCCUCCGUCCUCCUGGAACGUAAGAUGGAGUCCCUCACUCUGGAGUGGAACCGGAGCCCUGACAUGCUCUUCACCAUCCACCCGGUAGACGGAUCCUUCCUCGUCUGGCACAUCAAGUACCUGGAUGAAUAUAUCCCUGGAAUCUUCCGCCAGGUUCAGGUGGCGUUCUCCUCGCGGAUCCCCGUAGCGUUCCCCACUGGCGAUGCCAACUCUCUGAGUAAGAACAUCAUGAUGUACGCCUGCACUUUCCCUGAGCGUGAUGCUGAGGUCUGUGUGGAACUGGAGAGGAAGUGUGGGUCUCUGGGCACCGUGAUCGGCCCGGCCGUUAUGAUGGUGUCGAAGCACGUUGACGGUUCUCUCAACCAGUGGGCGGUGACCUUCGCGGAGAAGUCCGCGUUCUCCAACGUGCUCACGGUCUCACACAAAUUUCGUUACUGUGGCCACCGUUUCCAUCUCAACGACCUCGCCUGCCACACUGUCCUGCCCCUCCUACUGACCUCAUCGCAUCACAAUGCUGUUUUGACUCCACCCGCAGAACAGGACCACCCACAAGGUGCCCCGUCCCGCCCCCCGCGUCCAUCCAGAGGCCUCACCCCGAAAGACAUGAGCAGCAAUGCAGCGACUCGAACCUUCCAUGACCCCAAUGCCAUUUACAGUGAGCUGAUACUGUGGCGCGUCGACCACAUCGGGCCCCUGUCCUGUACGGGGGGCGUGUCUGAAAUCGCUCGCAUCAACUCUCUGCACACCGCCGCCUUCUCCAACGUCGCCUGGCUGCCCACGCUCAUCCCCAGCUCUGUACUAGGAACUUACUGUAACUCUGCAAGUGCAUGUUUUGUGGCGUCGGAUGGAAAGAACCUGCGUCUCUAUCAAGCUGUUGUGGAUGCCAGGAAACUGCUGGAUGAACUGUCUGAUCCUGAGACCUCGAAAUUAGUAGGUGAGGUCUUCAACAUUGUGAGUCAGCAGUCCACUGCUCGGCCAGGCUGCAUCAUCGAACUGGAUGUAAUUACUAACCAGUGCGGCUCGAACACACAGCUGCUCCACGUCUUUCAGGAGGAUUUCAUUUUAGGAUAUAAACCUCAUGAUGACAUCACAGACAUAAACACUGAUGACUUCCCUUUAGCUGAUGAGUUUCACCCGCCUCCGUUCUCUGAGAAGUUUUUCUUGGUCGUGAUCGAGAAGGACGAAAACAGGAACUCUGUGCUGCAGAUGUGGCAUCUUCAUCUGAAAUCUGUGCACGCAUGUGUGGACGACCCCCCACAGAAUCAGCCCUAUCAGACCCAGCUGACGGUUCCAAACAUGAUGACUAACGCUGACUCGUCUCCUGAGUCCACACCGGGUCAGAGCCCUCUUCCUCGCUCGUCUUCCUCCGCUAACCUGCAGUCUGCCAGCAAACUGAUCCUCAGCUCCACACUUGUGUACAGCCACAGACUGGAGCUCCCCCUGGGGGUGGAGGUGAUCCGCACUACACCUUCUGCAGGUCACUUGAGCUCCUCCUCCAUUUACCCGGUGUGUUUGGCUCCGUAUCUGAUUGUGACAGCAUGUUCAGAUGGAUGUAUUCGAUUUUGGAGGUGCUCUGUGGAUUCAGAAGCUUCUCCCUCGUACCGCUGGGAACCGUGGUGUCUCCUGAACGAGGAGGAGGACAAUAACAGCGCCCUGACUGUUUCGGGUCGCCCCGUCGCUGUCAGCUGCUCCUACACCGGUCGCCUCGCUGUCGCGUUCAAACAGUUAGUCACUACUGAGCAGAGCUCCGGCUCCAAAGACUUCUCCAUGCACGUCUCCAUCUUCGAGUGCGAAUCCACCGGUGGGUCCGAGUGGGUUUUGGAGCAAACGAUCCAUCUGGAUGACUUUGCGAAGCCUGUCAGUGCUUUGGACCCCAGGAUCAGCGUGGACAGCAACCUGGUGGUUUAUAGUAUGUCUGAUCUGUUUGUUAGGAAACUGAACCCUAAUAUUAAACACUUUGUGCACCUGGAUUGGCUCUCGAAAGAAGACGGCUCACACAUCCUCACUGUCGGGGUGGGAUCCAGCAUUCUGAUGUAUGGACGGAUCUCGGGCAUCGUUGCAGAGCAAACCGGAGGGAAAGAUGGCAUGGCUGUUGUCACCCUGCCUUUAGGGGGCAGUGUAAAGCAGGGCGUCCGUUCCCGCUGGGUUCUGCUGCGCUCCGUCGAUCUGGUUUCCUCCGUGGACAAGACUCCAUCUCUUCCUGUUUCUCUUUCUUGGGUCAGGGAUGGAAUCCUGGUCAUAGGGAUGGACUGCGAGAUGCACGUCUACGCUCAGUGGUACCAGGAUAAGAAGCCCGGCGACUCCGAGGACAACGACGAAGCGUUCACCGUGAAAAAAAAUGCGAUUGAGAUGACCGACGACGUGAUCCGAGUUCCUGCCGUAAUCCAAGAUGGCGGACUUUUCGAGGCGGCACAUUCUCUUUCCCCCACUCUGCCGCAGUACCACCCCACCCAGCUGUUAGAGCUGAUGGACUUAGGGAAGGUGAGACGUGCGAAGGCCAUCCUGUCUCACCUGGUCAAGUGCAUCGCCGGAGAGGUGGCCGUGGUUAGAGACGCCGUGGCAGGAGAGGGUGGAACCAGACGACACUUGUCUCGCACCAUCAGUGUCACAGGAAGCACCGCCAAGGAUACGAUUGUCGCCGGUAGAGACGGCGGACGUGAUUACACAGAAAUCAACUCCAUCCCUCCUCUCCCGCUGUACGCCUUGCUCUCGGCCGACCUCGACACUUCUUACAGAAACAAAUUAGCCGAUGAUGUCAAAUGUCAGGAGCGAGAGACACGGAAGUCCUCAGAGGAUCAGUAUACUGAGCUCUUCCAGGACUCCACGGUAAACACUGAUGACUUUGCGAGCUUUGCGUGGGCAGAUAAGGCAGAGAAAAAGGAGAAGAAGACUCGUGUGAUUGACCUUUCGCAGUACGGCCCGACCUCUUUCGGACCCGAACAUGCUCAAGUGCUCUCCUCUCACCUGAUGCACUCCAGCCUGCCUGGACUCACCCGCCUCGAGCAGAUGUUCCUAGUUGCUCUUGCCGAUACGGUGGCAACCACCAGCGCCGAGGUGGGCGGAGGCACUGAUAAACAGUACAGAGGUGGUGAGGCUCUGGAUGAGUGUGGUCUCAGGUAUCUCCUGGCGAUGCGUUUACACACCUGUCUGCUUACAUCACUUCCUCCUCUGUACCGCAUACAGCUGCUGCACCAAGGUGUAUCUACGUGUCACUUUGCGUGGGCGUUUCACUCUGAGGCUGAGGAGGAGAUGUUGAACAUGAUCCCAGCCAUGCAGAGAGGAGACUUACAGUGGUCUGAGCUCCGUGCUGUCGGGGUGGGCUGGUGGAUCCGAAACAUCAACACACUGAGACGCAUGGUGGAGAAGGUGGCCAAAGCAGCGUUUCAGAAGAACAAUGAUCCCCUCGAUGCUGCGCUCUUCUACUUAGCCAUGAAGAAGAAGGCUGUGCUGUGGGGCCUGUUCAGAUCUCAGAAUGAUGAGAAGAUGACACAGUUCUUCAGCCAUAACUUCAGUGAGGAUCGCUGGAGGAAGGCAGCACUGAAGAACGCUUUCUCUCUGCUGGGGAAGCAGCGGUUUGAGCAGUCAGCUGCCUUCUUCCUGCUGGCAGGAUCUCUCAAAGACGCCAUCGAGGUGUGUUUGGAGAAGAUGGAGGACAUUCAGCUGGCCAUGAUCGUCGCUCGUCUGUAUGAGGCUGACUUCGAGAGCUCAUCCACUUGUCAGGGAAUCCUUUACGAGAAGGUUCUGGGCUGCAAACGGGACGGAAGCGGAUUCUCCUGCAGUAAAAUGCACCCGGACCCUUUCCUGAGGAGCAUCGCUUUCUGGAUCAUGAAGGAUUUCACCCAAGCGCUGGACACACUGCUGGAGCAGACACCUAAAGAAGACGACGAGAAUCCAGAUGUGAUGGUGAAGUCCUGCAACCCGGUGGUGUUCAGUUUCUACAACUACCUGCGCACUCACCCUCUGAUCGUACGCAGACACUUCGCGUCUCCUGACGGUUCCGAGCGCAACAGCAGCGCCGAUCAGAUCAACCUGAUCGAGCGCAAGCUCUUCUUCACCACCGCUAACGCUCACUUCAAAGUGGGCUGCCCUGUCCUAGCGCUCGAGGUGCUGUCCAAAAUCCCCAAAGUGACCAAAAAGACCUCGUCGCUCAACCAGACAGCUGCUAAUGUCAGCGACGUCCAGAACGGCGUCCAGGCGUCUGAUCUGGACUGGAGUCAGUCGAUGAUGAAAAACGAUGGUGAUGAUCUGAAGCUGGACUGGGGAGAUGAUGAUGAUGAGGAGGAGGAGGAGGAGAGGGAUAAGAACGGGCUGAUGAUGAAAGAGGAAAAGAAGAAGGAGGCAGAGGAGGACGAGGAGGUGAAGAACGCUAGCGAUUGGAAGGUGGAUGUUAUCGCAGAGCAGCUGAAGUUCCGAGCGUGUCUGAAGAUCCUGAUGACGGAGCUGCGCACGCUCGCCACCGGCUACGAGGUGGAUGGAGGAAAACUGCGCUUCCAGCUCUACAACUGGCUGGAGAAGGAGAUCGAGGCUGUGCACCGCAUCUGCAACUACAAGGUGGAAGGUCAGGGUUCCGUGGGAGAGCUGGAGAAAUGGAGCGGCAGUGUGUCGAGUGAAGGGGACGAGUGUGAGCAAAGGAGGGAGACGGAUGUGUAUGAGCGCCAUCUGCAGGACCGGCGCAGACUGCAGGCCAAACAGCUGCAUGCUGAGAGACGUAAAGCCUGGCUGAGGAAGAACGAGGCGCUGCUCAGAGUCUUCCUCACCUACUGCAGCCUGCAUGGUGCUAAAGGGGGUGGAGUCACAUCUGUACGCAUGGAGCUGCUCUUCCUGCUGCAAGAGUCACAGCAGGAGACAACGGUGAAGCAGCUGCAGUCCCCGUUGCCGUUAGCAACAACGUUGCCGCUUCUCUCAGCUAACAUCGCUCAGACUAAAACAGUCAUCGCUAAUCCUGUCAUGCACCUGAACAACCACAUCCAGGACAUCCUGUACACUGUAGUACAGACGGAGUGUCCACCUCAUCCUGACACUCCUGAUAACCGAGUGAAUUUGUUGCACACUUUGGCUGCAUCUCUGUCUGCCUGCAUUUACCAAGCACUGUGUGACAGCCACAGCUACAGCAGUCAGUCAGAGGCUAACCAGUUCACAGGGAUGGUGUACCAGGGUCUCUUACUUAGUGAGAGGCGGAGACUCAGGACAGAAAGCAUAGAAGAACAGGCCACACCCACCUCUGCUCCUGCACACUGGCCAGGUGUGGCAUCUCUGAUUAGCCUGUUAUCGUGCUCUCAGGGUGAGGAUCAGCCCAAGCUGAACGUGAUGCUGUGUGAGGCAGUAGUGGCCGUGUAUCUGAGCUUGCUGCUGCAUGGCCUUGGCAUACACUCCACCAACGAGCUGUUCCGCCUUGCUGCCCACCCACUGAAUGCACGGAUGUGGGCUGCCAUCUUUGGGGGCGGGGCAAAGAUCAUUGUCAAGCCCAAACGACUAGCUGAGGUCACGCCAGUAGCUCCGCCCCCGACACCUCCCGCUGAGGAUGUGGACCGUCAGCGCAGACGGUUUAACAUGCGUAUGCUGGUUCCGGGUCGGCCCGUUAAAGAGGCACAGGCCACGCCCCCUCCCGUCCCGACUGAACGACCCACCUACAAGGAGAAGUUCAUCCCACCGGAGCUCAGCAUGUGGGAUUAUUUUGUGGCAAAACCCUUCCUUCCUCUAUCAGACAGCGGAGCUCUGUAUGACUCUGAUGAAAGCGGUGAAGAAGACGAAGAUGAUGAUGAUGAUGAUGCUUUCCUGUCUGAUACUCAAAUGACCGAGCACAGCGACCCGAACUCAUACAGUUGGUGUCUGAUACGUUUAGUGAUGAUUAAACUCGCUCUACACAAUGUGAAGAACUUCCUCCCCAUUGCAGGGCUUGACUUUACAGAUCUGCCUGUGUCGUCUCCGCUCUGUAACUCCGUACUGAAGUGUAUGGAGAAUUGGGAGCAGCAGCUGCAGGAGCGGAUGGACAGAUUUGAUGGUCCUCCACCCGGCUACAUAAACACCUUCCCUACAGACGUCAGUGCUGGUGGAGGCCCUGCUGCACUACGCCAUAAAGCCAUGCUGGAGCCUGACAACACACCCUUCAAGGCAAAGCACCGUCUCUCCUUCCCUGCCCGACGUCUUUGGCACUUCCUGGUGAAACAGGAAGUCCUCCAGGAGACUCUGAUUCGGUACAUCUUCACUAAGAAGAGGAAGCAGAGUGAGUGUUUAGAGAACCAUGUGGACUGUCACACACACAACUGUGUAGCAGGAGCUCACAAAAUCAACAAGGUGGAGGCAGAUCUCGGUUAUCCUGGAGGCAAAGCUAAAAUUAUACACAAGGAAUCUGACAUCAUCAUGGCUUUUGCUAUCAAUAAGGCUAAACCAAGUGAAAUUGUCCUGGCCUCAACUCAUGAUGUUCAGGAAGUGGACGUUUCCACCCUUCUAGCUGCGCAGUCAUACACCUGGAUUGGAGAGGAAAUUGACAAGGAGUCACGCAGCUCUGAUGACGACUAUCGCUCAUCCCACACCAACAUCGCACAGGCAAGCUCCGCCCCCUUUGCCCCUCCCCCUAUGCCGGUCUCUGCCUCUAUGCCAUGGCUCGGCAGCGGACAAACCAGCAUGGGUGCUAGCGUGAUUGUGAAGAGGAACCUGAAUAAUGUGAAGAGAAUGACGUCUCAUCCCAUUUACCAGUACUACAUGACAGGAGCUCAGGAUGGCAGUGUGAGGAUGUUUGAAUGGAAUCGCCCACAGCAGCUCAUCUGCUUCCGACAGGCAGGAAACGCCCGAGUUACACGACUCUAUUUCAACUCACAGGGCAAUAAGUGUGGAGUUGCAGAUGGUGAGGGUUUUUUAAGCCUGUGGCAAGUGAAUCAAACGUCUUCAAACCCCAAACCAUAUUUGAGUUGGCAGUGUCACAGUAAGGUGUGUGGGGAUUUUGCUUUCAUCACUUCCUCCAGUCUCAUCGCUACAGCAGGACACUCCACUGACGGCAGGAAUGUGUGUCUGUGGGACACUCUGAUCUCUCCCAGUAACACCAUGGUGCACGCUUUCCCCUGCCAUGAGAAUGGAGCUACAGUACUUCAGUAUGCCCCCAAACAGCAGCUGAUCAUCUCUGGAGGCAGAAAAGGCUUCGUGUGUAUCUUCGACAUCCGUCAGAGGCAGCUGUUACACACCUUCCAGGCCCACGACUCGGCCAUCAAAGCUUUAGCUCUGGACGCGAGUGAGGACUUCUUCAUCACCGGCUCAGCCGAGGGGAACAUGAAGGUGUGGAAGUUAGCAGGUCACGGGCUCAUGCACUCGUUCAGCAACGAACACGCCAAGCAGUCCAUCUUCCGUAACAUCGGCGCCGGCGUCAUGCAGAUCGAGACGUGUCCCGGGAACCGCAUUUUCACUUGCGGCGCUGACGGGACGCUGAAGAUGAGGGUCCUCCCUGACCGCUACAAGACCCCGAGCAGCAUCUUCGACAUCCUCUAAUCUGAAACGAGGCAGAAUUCAGACAGCCGAAGCAAGCGUCCAGCAGCAAGAUGGUUUUUGUCCUAACUUUAAUGCGCUGAAAAGUGUCGUUCUUGUUUUUAUUUUCCCACAAAACGUGAGGUCAUGUCCCUCGCCUCUAAACAAGCCCCGCCCCUUUCCCUGAGCCACGAGCUCACUGUUAGUGUUCCCAUAGGAAAGCUAUGCAUGUGCUGAACUCGUCACUGCGGUGCAUUCGCCAGAGUGUUGAUUGUGCUCUGUAAAGCAAAACAUUCCUCUGUGUGUGUGUGUGUGUGUGUGUGUGUGUGUGUGUGUGUGUGUGUGUGUGUGUGUGUGUGUGUGUGUGUAGUCAUUAUCAUGUCCACAGCUGAGCGGACUGAGCCUCUUUAACUCCAGCACUGUGCUUCAGUAAUCCCCUGUCUGUGAAGCCCACACUUUAUUUAUUCUUACUGUAAAUCACACAGCUGUCUCACUCUCGCCUCAUGCCUGCAGCUAGACCUGUCUCACUCUCGCCUCAUGCCUGCAGCUAGACCUGUCUCACUCUAGGUGUGUUUUUAGAAUGUAUUUUAUUUAUUUAUAAAAGUGUACAAGUUUAUUAGAGAAAUAAGAUGUUUAUCCUGCACAAGCUACUGAAAAGGGUCAGAGGAAGGAAACGUGUCGCACUGACUAAUACAAACCCGUCUCACUCUCCUUUCAUAUUCUCCAGUCAUAACUCCAGUUAAACCUGUCUCACUCUCUCUGCGUCUUAAUCUCUGUCUUAGUGAUGUUUCACAAUUUUACAUAAAGGUGUCUCACUCUCAUUCCAUAACUCCAG
Molecule: messenger RNA, 9843 nt
Organism: Tachysurus fulvidraco (yellow catfish)
Lineage: Eukaryota; Metazoa; Chordata; Actinopteri; Siluriformes; Bagridae
Gene: dmxl2
Product: Dmx-like 2
Exons: 45
Coding region: 165-9032 (2955 amino acids)
Biological process (GO): vacuolar acidification
Cellular component (GO): RAVE complex
Molecular function (GO): protein binding
Source: RefSeq, a predicted model, not a curated record